This is a messenger RNA of Pomacea canaliculata, 1800 nucleotides long. Its product is annotated as A disintegrin and metalloproteinase with thrombospondin motifs gon-1-like. Bases 1 to 1800 code for a protein of 599 amino acids. Gene Ontology annotation, molecular function: metalloendopeptidase activity. Lineage: Eukaryota; Metazoa; Mollusca; Gastropoda; Architaenioglossa; Ampullariidae. The record is from RefSeq and is a predicted model, not a curated record. The transcript has 14 exons. Gene Ontology annotation, biological process: proteolysis.
AUGCUACCUGUGACCGUGUAUCUACCUGUAGCCACGCUUGGUCGACCACAUCUUCCAGCACAGGAUGAUAUUGUUACAGGUAACGUGUCAGAAUCAAGGGAAGACCACUCCUCAAGUCAGUCCAUGCCUGAGAACAUCGCUGUCAAUGUGACAAUCACUGGACAGGACGUGCGGCUGGACUUGACUCUAGACCUCAAUGCAAGUACAGACAUUCCUGUCUAUGUCUUCUCCAGGAACAAAGACGGACAACUGGACUCAGAGAGGGUUAACAGGAAAGCAAACAAGCACUUCGCCGUGUAUCGUGACGUCACACAGGGGGCUGUAUUCAGCGUGCGCCGUGACGUGGACACUGGACAUGGUCAGCUGACCCUGGAGGGCGUGGUGCAUGUCAAAGGCAAAGUUUACGACCUUAAGAGCACCAAUCGUCGCCACCGGAACUUAAGAGACCCGACGACCGACGGGAAGACAGGUUCUGUCGGCCAUGAAGUCCAACGACGUGACGUCAACGACGACGACGAGGAGGUCGACCACAACGAGGCUGCAGACAACUACGAGUUCAUCGUGCGCCUUCUGGACGACCUGCCUCCGAGGUCACUGAGAGGAGACGCCAUUCUGCCACCAACCUCUCUGCAGAAGAAAACUAAGGUGAGAGCGUUCCAGGGCGAUGAUGUGCAACAACAACAACGACGAGCAUCUGCACCAGCAGCAGCGGCACCAAGAAGCGAACAACUGUCGGCGUUGAACGAUGUUUACAUCGAUGUUGUUGCUGUCGCAGAUUACGGUGUCUUCUCCAACUGGUACGCCAACAGUUCCGGUCUGACGGAAGAAGAGAAAACACAGGAUGUCUACAGCAACUUGCCACAGCACUACGCCUUCAUGUUCUCCGGGGUGAAUAUGAUCUACGAGAACGUCUCCUCGCUGCCCUACACCAUACAUGUCAAACUGUCUUCCCUCAUCAUUGCAACGGUACUAGACUUUCUUAUCCUGAUGUCACAGUCACUGCAUCCUCUGCGCCCAGAAGAUUCACCUUGGACAGAGUCACUGCGUGUGGAAACCUCUGAUAGGGAUCGUGUGGACCCCGACAAAGCUCUCGACAGUUUAGCAGAAUGGGUGAACAACACUCAUCUCGUCACUUACUACGACCACCUCACCCUCUUCACGGGGUACGACCUCUGGGGAAGUGACAACGAUUCUCUAGGUGUCGCUUUCAUAGGAAGAAUGUGUGAGACAAAUGGCGAGUCGGUCUCCUUAGUGGAGGAUCUUCAGAGCUUUGAGACUACUCUUACUCUUGCACAUGAAAUAGGCCACAGCCUCGGUUCAGCACACGAUGAAGACGAUAACGAAUGUUGGGAGAACGAUAAUUACAUCAUGGCGGCUGACUCUGACACAGACGAAGACAGCAACUGGCACAACCUCUGGAAGUUCUCCAACUGCAGCAUCGACUACUUUAGGACCUUCAUCGACGAAACGCUCCAGUCUCCACGAGGACAGCAAUGUCUGUACAACACCCUAACACCCAACAACAUCCCGGACGUGUCUGGCCAGCAGCCUGGAGAGAUGUAUGACCACGAUGCCCAGUGCAGACACAUCUUUGGUCCAUCGUCCAGACUGUGUCGGGGAUCAGAGUUUUACGAAAUACCUGAGGAAGUGUGCAUGAACUUGCUGUGUGACGACAUGUCAUCAGAUGCCAGCUGCUGGAAGUUGUUUGCUGCCAGAGGCACUUCCUGCGGCCACCACAAGUGGUGUGUAAAUGGAGAGUGUGUGUUUGACAAUCGGGCGCCAGCCAUGGAUGGUAAGUAG